Messenger RNA from Halichondria panicea, 893 nucleotides. Its product is annotated as protein Abitram-like. Gene Ontology annotation, cellular component: nucleus; filopodium tip; lamellipodium. Gene Ontology annotation, biological process: regulation of filopodium assembly; regulation of actin filament polymerization; dendrite morphogenesis. The coding region runs from base 143 to 808 and encodes 221 amino acids. NCBI's taxonomy places the organism in Eukaryota, Metazoa, Porifera, Demospongiae, Suberitida, Halichondriidae. The transcript has 7 exons. Gene Ontology annotation, molecular function: actin filament binding; actin monomer binding. The record is from RefSeq and is a predicted model, not a curated record.
UUUCAGCAGUCACGAUCUCAUCAUAGAUGAUACAGUACUGUAUCAUCUAUGAUCUCAUGAAUCAGAGCAGAGCGAUCGAGCAUACAAGCACAGGAGCUGAAAUAAUUACUACAUGUUUUGUAUCCUGGCUAUAUGAAGUGAUAUGGCGAGCAAAUAUCUUAGUGACAAACAAGAAGUGGAAAGUUGUGUAAAAAAUUCGCCCCACAUUCCAGAACAGGAUGAAAGCGCCUUACAAGAACAAACUGAUUCUCUUGCUUUAAAAAGUCAGGCGUUAGCAUGCAGUUUGAAGAUUCCCAGCUAUGCAGAGUUUGUGGUAAAUCGACCACCACAAUCUGUUACCCAGAGAUACUUUACUCAGCAUUAUUUUGUCGGUAAGAGCCCCAAUGAAGAUCAGUGUGUUUUGCUUCACUCCAAUGGGGUUUGCGCUAUCUGUCUUUCACCCAAGCACCAGUUGAUAACCAAGUACGCACAAAAUAUUGAGUCUGUGGACUUUCACAGUGGAUCUACAGACAGAGCAGCUAAUAGAGUGUCUGGAAAAAGAAAAAGAGGAGGACAGCAACUGCAACAACAGUCCAUACUCUGUGCAAUCACUUGCUCGGAUGGAGAGCGCUUCAGCAUUAGAAGUUGUGUUCAAGGAACUCUACUUGAAGUGAAUGAACAACUCGUAUCCAACACAAGUCUCAUGGUCUCUAAGACUGUCAGUGACGGUUACAUUGCUCUAGUGUUACCAAGGUUACAAGCUGCAGACAAAAUAGUGGCUGGGCUGCUCUCAGAAGACGAAUAUAUGAAUAGAUUAGAAAUUCAAUAGUGUUUUCACUCGUAACAUAAUUAUAAGUUUACUAAUAGGAAUUCUGGUAAUCACACCUUACAUGAAGAUACAUCAUUAAUUACAU